Dreissena polymorpha is the source of this 8789-nucleotide messenger RNA. RefSeq lists its product as uncharacterized. The record is from RefSeq and is a predicted model, not a curated record. The transcript is spliced from 6 exons. The coding region runs from base 1237 to 3831 and encodes 864 amino acids. Lineage: Eukaryota; Metazoa; Mollusca; Bivalvia; Myida; Dreissenidae.
ACUUAAACGAAUGGAGUAUAUCAAGACAGGUACUUCCUGGCAGAAGAACGUGGAACUGUUAGCCCAAAACCCUGCCCAAAACAGAUUGUCACACUAUUAGUUGCCAGCCUUGCAACCACAAUUUACCUACGAAGAUCAUCUAUUGCAGUUGCAAUCAUAACCCAUCGUCAGCUACUUACCUAAAAAUGUCAUCAGUAUUUUAACUAUAUACUUAGUAAACGUCGUCGACGUGAUCACAAAGCAAGCAUCAUGGUUAAGCUAGCAGACGUGUGGUCUGAUCCAGAAAUUACAAAUUGGCUGAAACUGUGGCUGGCAAUCGAUGAAACAACAACUGUAUUACGGCAAUUCGUUGAUGAUGAGAUGAAGAGUUUCCAUACUGAUAUUUUACAAUUUAUAAAGUCAAAAUUACAUCUUCCGACCAAUGCAAAAUGCACCAAUUGCUUAACUUUAAAUCUGAUUAAGUGUUUCACCAAUGGCAUAUGUAAACGAGAUCGGUCAGGCUGUAAAACGCAUAAAACAAUUCGUCAUCGAACAUGUCCACAGAAUAUAUGUGAUAAAUUUCGCGAUGAAAUUAUUAAAGAACAUAGAUAUUCUAAUUGUUCUUGGAAAAAUACAUCAGCAGAGGUAUGGGCAGACAACCGUUGGGAAGUCGCGAAAUGUUAUAUGCCUCCAGACGGGUAUAGUGGAGUUGGUACUUCUGAAGAUACAGACUUUAACGGGAUUAUAAGUGUAAUCAUUAACUGCAAGCGUUUUGAUAGCAAAUUAUCCUUUUCCAUAGCACCAGGAGCUGCAAAUCCACAACGUGUUUUGACAAAGGCACGCGAAAUAGGAAAGAAACUCCGACAUAUUACGAAAUUAAAAAUCACAGUCACGGAUCUUCAAGAUUAUUUUCAAACGUUGACAACUUUGUUAAGUGAUCCAGGCGUUCUGGCCCAUGACCCAAAUGCACGAACAGCCGUCAAAAAUUUGACUGAGAUACACAAUGACACAUUUAACAUGACGAUGGAAGACUUGACGAAGAUGUUGAAACAUGCGCACCAAGAAACUCCACUGAAAAGACAAUUAGAAGAGUGUUAAGAGGCUUUAGAUAAGCACAAACAAAAUUGCAUUGAUGAAAUCCUCGCAACCACAACAGAGUUGCACGCUACGGACUAUUCGUAUUGUGUUGAAGAAUUUCGGAAUAAUUUAAAACUGUUUUACCAAGAAAAGAAACGUCAUGUUCAAAGUAAUCCUCUGAUGCCCAGCGUAGACAUACAACUGCAGAAAAUUUAUGUCACACCAAGAAUAUGGAAAAUUGAAAUUGAAAAUAAUGGGACACGAAAAAGAACCAUUGAAAUACAUCAAUACAGUGACAUAAUUUAUAAAAACUGUAACAUUAACCGCCGCAUAUUUUUGCAAGGUGAUGCUGGUAAAGGAAAGUCUACCUUUGCCACACAAAUUGUACACGAUUGGUGCAACGAAUCGUCUCUGCGAAUAUCGCAAAACUCAGAAAACUUUACUGACGUUGAAAUCUUGCAGGAGUUCAGGUUUCUAUUUCACAUUGAAUUGAGGCAUUCAAUUGAUGGACGUGAUGUGGAAACGAUUAUUAAAGAGCAAAUUAUUGAUGAGAUAUACGCUGGCGAAGAGCGAUCGGAAAUAAACAAAUUACUAAGUGACAUUUUGAAGAAAGAAACAUGUUUAGUGGUUCAAGAUGGUCUUGACGAAUGGUAUGAUACUAAGGGGAAAAUCCCUUUUCCAUUGACUGUUACCACUCAUAAACACUGUACUACGCUGAUUACAACAAGACCGUAUAAAAUGACAGAUCCUAAAAUAAAAGACUCACAAAUAGAUUGUCUGAUAGAGCUGGAUGGAGUAAGUGAUCCAUAUAUGCUUUGUGAAAAAUGGCUCCUUUGUCUCAACAGUAACACCAGACCCGAAACAUUUAAAGAUUACGUACGCAGGUAUAGACUUGAAAACUUAUUAUCGACUCCAUUAAAUACUACAAUGAUUGUGUGGACUUGGCUUGGAAACAGCCAAGAUUGUCUAGGAUCCUUGUGUGAAAUCUACACUAACAUAAUUGAAGCUCUGCUUAUGAAGGCCAACAAUAAGACUGGAUAUUUUCAAACGCCACCAGUUCAAUGUUUCCAAAAAACAACGCAUAUACAACCUUAUAUGGCAGAAGUAGACGCUCUUUCGAAAUUGGCAUUUCAUCAGUUGUUUGGUCGUGAAAAGGCACGGUCUCUUGUUUUCAGUAACAGGGACUUAUCUCGAUACCUAUUGGAAGAUCAAAAGGUAUUUGCAUUGAAAUCUGGUAUUUUGUCUGAGACACGCAUCUCAACGGUCAAUAAAUUAGAACCUACGUUAUCCUUUUUCCAUAAAACUGUACAGGAAUUCCUAGCUGCAUUUUACAUUUCGAGGGACAACACUGUCGAGAGCUUUCAGAACAUCUUUGGCAACUUUGAAGACUCUUUUGAUGAUAUGAAACAGGUCUUCCUUUAUCUAUGUGGACUGAACAUUGGGGCAGCAAAUAAACUUUCGAUCAUACUUGAUGCACAAUAUUCUAAACUUCACCCUUACUCAGUGCAAUCCAUAAUCGCCAAAGGGUAUGAUGAAGCUAUUGCCAACCGGACACGUGAAAUAGACAUACACCUUAAACUCAGCACCAUAGAUUUGUCUCUUUCGAAUGAAACUGAAAUGAAAAUUUUACAGAUGAACAAGUCCAACAUUAUAUCAUUGAAAGUAGAUGAUGCUGGAAUUUCGCUUCAAUAUGUACAAGAAAUCGUUUCAUUGUCUGCACACUGUUUGGAAAAUCUUGAACUACAAUUAGAUAGUGAGUAUGGGGAACUGAAACUGUCAUCGUGUCGAAAUAUAAAAACUUUAAACAUUAUUGGUAAAGUGACUUUGUUACCGAAGAAACUUCGAGAUUUUAGAUAUCUAGAAGCUCUGACGUUAUGGUGUAGGUGUGAUAAUUUGGACUUAUCAAUGUGUAACAGUUUGAAAGAGUUAGAACUCGGGGGAGAAGAGAUUAUAUUGAUGCCAAAUUCUCAAUUCAAAUUGAACAUGUUACAAUCCCUUAUAUUAGCAUGCAAGUGUAAUUUAUUGGAGUUGUCCAUGUGCCCUAAUCUAGAGAAAAUUGAACUGUCUGAGCCAGUCACAUUAUCUCUGAAUGCGUUUAUUCGGCUUUCAAACAUCAAAAGCAUUUCAUUAUAUGGCCCGUUUGAAAUGUUGGACUUGUCAUCAUGUCCAAAUCUGGAAAGCGUGUGUUUUUCCGAAGAAGUAAAGAUGUACCCCAAUACUCUAAGAAGAACACUGAAUAUUAAAAGUAUAACCAUAUCUUGUCCCUGUGAAAGCCUGGACCUUUCUCUGUUUCCUCAUCUUGCGGAUGUCGAAAUUCAGGGACAAGUAACAUUAGAACCCGAUGCUUUUUACGAGCUAAGACAAUUGAAAUUACUUAUAUUGAAGUGCAACUGUGCGGGAUUGGACCUGUCGUCGUGUAAGAGAUUGAAGAAUGUUCAACUCAAAGGAAGCGUCAUCUUAAUACCAAAUGCUUUUAAAAAUCUACACAACCUGAUUUAUCUCAGACUUGACUGCUACUGUUCUAGUUUAGACUUGUCGACAUGUUACAAUCUUGAGCUGGUUGAAAUCGAAGGACAAAUGACACUGGCGUCAAAUGCUUUAACAAAUCUUAGCGAAUUAGUGACCCUUACAUUACAUUGCACCUCUAAAGAUUUAGAUUUGUCCUCGUGUAUCAAUCUGCAUAAGUUAGAUAUUGGUGAAAAUGUUUUAUUGUUACCAAACACUCUCACGAAUUUACAUAACUUACGAGAUCCAAACCAACGAAGGAAUGUCUAGUUGAUUUGCAACGAUAACGGAUUAAAUUUGAAAAGCGUUAGACUCAUUAAAAAUAGUUACAUUCAGCGAACAAGAAAACAAUUCGCAUUCUGUACAAUUACAACUCUCGGAACCAUGAUCAUUAUUUAUAUGUAAGACGAGAAAGACUAGUGCUGAUGGCAAGUGUUAUUCUAAAGCAAUUUGAGCAUUUAUAAAAAAAAAAGAUUAACUUAUCAAUUUGUAACGACUAUUUGGAUUGUUUGAUCAUCAACGGCAAAGAAAUAUUGAGAAUUUAAGUGCAAAUAUCAUAAAAUUAUACCGCAGUAAAAACUUUUUUUUUUAAUAAGUAUUCAUAUUUUAUAUACACCUUAUUUAUGAAUAGUGUGUUUACUUGAUAGGAAGUUCACUUCACGGACUAGAGUGGUUGACCUGAUUUCAAGUAUUGUCUGAUUCGCACAGUUAAAUAUUAAGUGAAGGAUAGUUUAUAUAUAUGUGUUGCUUUAAAUUGUGCUGUUGUUCUGUAUCGUGCUUGAUCAUGUGUUUCAAGCUAUUUUAUGGAAUGCACUUACUGUAUAACAAUCGUUAAGGUUUGUUAAAGGUUUUAUGCAAAAACAUUUUACUUUAACCAAAUGCAACUUUAAUUGUGAAUGUAAAUGGAGUCAUUGUUAUAACAAAACGUCAAUGGGUGAUGCUUAUGUUUGUGUAUGUUAAAAAUGCAUAUACGAGUUCAAGUAAAACGUGUAUGUGCGAUGUUAAUUUGCCUGUAUUAGCCUUUUGCUUUUGCUUAAUGUAACUAUAAUCAUAAGUUAAGAAAUAACAUGUAUGUCGUAUUUAUACGUCGAAUUAAGAUUCAGUCACACAUUCUUGCUUGGCUUGUAUUUGUAAAGGUCAUGAAUGAGAGUUAUUCAUUAUUAUAUUAGUUGCUUCCGUGUAUAGUCUGUUUUAAACAAGCUGCGUUUUCUGUAUUUCUUCGGAAUAUUUUGUUUUACCUUUGCAAUUGCUGUGGAUACAUAACAUUUAAGUGUGGGCACCUGCACGCCAAUUUGAUCCUGAUAUUUUGAUCGUUCUAUUAUGAGAUCAUUCUCAUUUAAUUGUGUGCUUAAAUGGUUGUGUGAUUGAAAAUAUGAUGUGUGCUAUGAUUUCGUAUCAUCUCCAUAAAAACAAAUUUAUAUAAUUUGGGACGAUGUACAUACAUUUAUAUACAAAUACAUUCUUGCAAUUGUUUUGCUAUAUCACUCGUUUAUGGUUGUAUGAUACUACAUUGUAGGAAAUGUAUUGUUAAAUAUAUAUGAAUAUAUAGAUUUUUAUGUUACCAUAUAAUCAUGCGUACUUCAUUUUUAAUAAAACUGUGGAAUGGGGUCCAAAGUAAUCGUGUUUGUAAAGAAAACGGAAUCAAACCACUCUUCAUAUAAGAAUAAGAAAUUAUGCCGUUCUUGAAUCUGUUUUAUUUUGUUUUUAAAUCACGAACAAUAACAUACAUUCUUUACAUCUAGAACUCAUAUGUAUGCUUACCGACACACAUAUAUAUGCACGCGGUUAAAAUAUUUCCACUGUUGUUCAAUUCUUAAACGUGUUUCCUUUACCAUGUACAAAAAAACUUAUCCGAUUGCAAAUGAAAUGUAGAGUAGCAUGUUUAACCAUAGCCACGAACAAACGUAUAAUUUGAAUUUAUGUCGUUGAAAUUGUUGGUUAAUACUGUUAAGAUUGUGUUAAGAAUAUGUAAUUAAAAUUGAUUUCACAUUUUUCAUUCAAUCAAAUUUCGCUUGAUGUCAAUAAACAUUUGGAAUUUUUGCAACAUGACAUUUUAAAUAUUCAUAAUGUUCAAUCUUAUUUAUAUUGUGUUGAUAUUGAAUACUAUUUAUGUGGUUAAGCUUACAUCAACAUAUAAUUGAAAGUGUGUCCUUGUUAGAUUUUUUUGGUUUGUGUUUGGUUUCAACUAUUUAUUCACAUACGUACAUGUAUACACAUAUAACAACAUACAAAUCAAUAAUCACGUACAGUUAUAUACAUUAACAAUUAUCUUAACAUUCAUUCGAAAUAUGUUGAUCUGUAUGUAAUAUUUCCUCAAUAAUUUACUAAUAUAUAUAUAUAUAUAUAUAUAUAUAUAUAUAUAUAUAUAUAUAUAUAUAUAUAUAUAUAUAUAUAUAUAUAUAUAUAUAUUUUGGUGAUUCAAAGUAUAUAAACAACCCAUACAUACAUUACAACAUAUAAUUUCUUUAUUACAAUUUGCUAGGCUUUUUUCUGACAUAGACUCACAUAAGGACAGUCUAAUAGUUAGUGUUUUAUUGUUUCUAAUUCCCCACAGUAAAGGCAUAGGGGCGAAUCUUUAAUUUUCAAGUAAACAGUUUUUCAUUAGUUGGAAUAAUUGUGUGGAUUAGUUUAUAUCUAAGUUGUCUAGACUUUGUGUUGAUAAUAACUUAUUUGAAACUCUUGUCCAGUGGUCAUGUACGUAUGUUUUAUCGCAUUUAUUCGCAAUAAAUAUUUGUUUUUGUAAUUUUUUAUUUAAACUAUAGAUAUUUAUAUUUUUGUUACAUGUACAAUUUAGAUCUGUUUUGACGUCGGAAUUAAACAAUUCAGUUGAUUACAAUGUUAUAAUCCACGCCUUUGGGAUUAUUUGUGUGUAUAUUUAGCUCAGCAAUCCAAUAAGAUUGUUUUCUAAUUUCGAAAUAAUGUGUGUUUCCUUAGCUAGACUAUCGUUCGAAAGUAAAUCGUUUAUGAAAAUUAUAUUAGAGUUUAUCCAGUUUUCGAAAAUAAGGCAUUUACCAUUAUGUUUGAUAUAUCGGGUUUCCUAUAUUACUUUUGUUCUUAUAUUAAAGUAUGUUAGUGCUUGUUUCGGUGAAUUGGCAUUGUUUAUUUGAAUGAAAUUGCAUAUAAUUUCCUCAUACAAGGCCGGUAUUUUCCAUUUUACUUUUGGUAGCGACUUAAUUGAAUUGGUGUUAAUUUUUAACAUUAAAAGCUUUUUUCCAAAUUGGUUCAAGAAAACAAAAGGAAUAGCUUUCCAAUUUGCAUUAUCAUCGUUACAUAGCAUUUUUACCCACUUCCUGCUCAGCGUAUUUGCAAAAAUGCUUGUCAGGCUUUCAAUUACACCAUCUUGCUUAUUGCAUAUUAAAAAAGAUCUUUAAUUUUUUCGGUUUUGUUAUUCCAUAAAAACUUAAAACACAAAGUGUUUAGGUCAUAUAGGGUAUUCUUUGAAACACGUGUUGACUGCAAAAGAUAUGCAAAUUUUGGGAGAAAGAAUACUUUGAUUACUUUUACCCUUCCAUAAAAUGUCAGGUUUCUCUUAGUCCACACAUUUAUUCCUUUUUGACAAGAUGCAAUUUUGUCAUUCCAAUGAAGCUCAUUACAUCUAACAGAAUUGAUCCAAAAGUAAGUGCAUAGGGCUUUAACAAUUGGACUUAAUUUUAUGUCCUGAAGUACACAUUCGUUUUCCCUUUUUGAUUUGCCAAGUAGUAUUCCUUCAGAUUUUAGUUUAUUUAGUCCGGGUAUUAACCCAAAUUCCUCGAUUAUAUUAAUUACAAUGGGUAUCUCUUCUGUGUUUUUCAAGAAAUUGUAGUAUCCUUUGCAAGUUGUGUGAUUUUAAUAUUUUAAACAUUUUGGUUGCAUUUUAUCGUUAUACCUUCGUAUUGAUUCGUAUUGAUUACAGGAACGGAGUUUUUUUUGCUUAUAUUUCGGCUAUAAAAAUAAAAAGAAGAGCUUAAAGAGGACAGCCUUGCCGAAUUCCUUUUUUCUAUUUUGAUGAAUUUUGAUUGUCAACAAUUAUUCGUUACAGAUGAACACAUAUCAUUAUACAUUAUAUAAUUAGUAUUUUUACCAUCUUUAUAAAGUUGCUCUUGAAACCGAAUUUAGUUAAGACAUUAACCAUCAUUGUCCAUUAUAUUGUAUUAAAUGCCUUCUUAAAAUCAACUGAUAAAAGAGUGCCAUCUAUGUUUAGCCGCUCUUAAUAGUCGAUUAUAUCUUUUAUAUGUCGAAUAUUGCAACCAAUAAACCUGUUUUUGAUAAAUUCAUGCUGGUAAGACUGAUGAUGUUUGGUAAAACAAUUUGUAAACGCAGAGCUAAAUCUCCUUCUAAAAUUUUGUAAUCGGAGUUUAGAAGUGAUAUGGGUCUCCAAUUUUCUAAAUUCUCAGGAUCAUCUUUCUUUAAAGCAGUGGAAAAUACAUUGUUUUGGGGUAUGAGUCAAUUCUCCCUUUUGAAUGCAUUCUAUAAAACAAUUCAGCAGUAAGAGUGAUAAAAUAUACCAACACUUUUAAUAGUAUCCACAGUUAAUGGCGCAGCCACGAGUGAAUAUAUAUAUUUUUUACGAUCACCAGUGAAUUAAAAUCGAUAUUUCAUUGAAUCCAACUAAUUUUCUAUUUAUUGUAUGCUUUUUCUCCGUUUAUUAACAUUGUAAAAGUGUUAAAUUUGAUAAUUUCGCUGGAUUUAUGACGUUAUUUCGUCGAAAAAAUGACGUCAUUUCACAGUAAAGCAGUGAAGAAUAUCAAUAUUUUUUGCUGUUAUUUUUCACUGUUUAAAUAAGAGAAAUAUGAGUUUUACUUCACUGAUAUUUCUAUAUAAACCACUUGAAAGCAUAAAAUAAAUGAAAAUCUGUUUAUGUGACGGUUGUGUCAAGAGUAAUCGAGUUCAGGUAAAACUCUGAAUCGAAGUUUGUAAAUGCAUUUGAUUUAUAAUGAUUGAUAGAAAAUUGCGUCUUGAUUUAAACGUGUAGAUAACGGUGCGUGUAUUGAUCAUGUAACACCUCAAAAUAUAAUAGUGCCAUAAUUACGUUAACAUAUAGAUAUGAUCGUUGUUGUAUUUAUAUACAAUAUUUUUCAUAUUGGUAUUAAAUUUAUUUGUCUUUAUUGUACGUACCGUCAACAAGAUGAGAAUUCCGAUUAUUGUUUUUUGUAGAAGUGCACAUACAUAAUUACGUAUUGCCUAUUAAUGAUUGCUUUAAGAAAGACCAAAAUAGUUGUCUUGCUUGCCGAGUAAAACGUUUUAUCCAC